Molecule: messenger RNA, 1567 nt
Organism: Paralichthys olivaceus (Japanese flounder)
Lineage: Eukaryota; Metazoa; Chordata; Actinopteri; Pleuronectiformes; Paralichthyidae
Gene: nipsnap1
Product: nipsnap homolog 1 (C. elegans)
Cellular component (GO): mitochondrion
Source: RefSeq, a predicted model, not a curated record
UCGAUCGAACGCCCUGCGUCACUGUGUCACGUGUGUUUUUAAACCUCCGGCGGGUGGACGCGGGUCGAAUCCGCUUGUCAGCGCGAUUGAACCGGAUUAAACUCGUCAGGCCGCCGGUGACCGGAGGUAAACAUUAACCAGAGCACCGGGCGGGCGUGGACGUGUCACAGUGUGUCCGGACCGUGGAACAUGGCGGCAGCUUCCUCCUCGGUGCGCCUCAGGGGACAGAUGUUGUUCAGGUGUUCAGCGAAGCAGGCGAGCAGGAGGUUUUCAGAGAACGGUGACAAAGGCUGGUUUCGUUCCUUAUUUGUGCACAAAGUCGAUGCCAGGAAAGAUGCCCACUCCAACCUGCUGUCAAAGAGGGAGACCAGCAACCUGUACAAAAUUCAAUUUCACAAUAUCAAGCCAGAGUGCCUGGAAGCGUACAACAGUCUAGAGGCUGAGGUGCAAAACAGGCUCCAUCAGGACCAGGACUACCCAUGUGAGGUGGUCGGGAGCUGGAAUACCUGGUACGGAGAACAGGAUCAAGCUGUGCAUCUAUGGAGAUACAAGGGAGGUUACCCAGCCUUGACCGAAUGUCUGGAGAAGUUGAACAAUAACAAGGAGUAUUUAGAAUUUCGGAAAGAGAGAGCGAAAAUGUUGAUUUCAAGGCGAAACCAGCUUCUCCUGGAGUUCAGCUUUUGGAACGAACCUCUGCCCAGAAAAGGACCAAACGUCUAUGAAAUGCGCACAUAUCAACUCAAGCCCGGAACCAUGAUCGAAUGGGGCAACCACUGGGCCAGGGCCAUUAAAUACCGACAGGAGAACAGUGAGGCGGUGGGCGGGUUCUUCUCACAGAUCGGUGACCUGUAUGUUGUUCAUCACUUGUGGGCUUAUGAAAGCCUUCAAUCCCGGGAGGAGACGAGAAACUCUGCGUGGCUGAAGGAGGGAUGGGAUGCAAAUGUGUAUUACACAGUGCCUUUGAUUAGAAGCAUGGAGUCUAGAAUAAUGAUUCCCACCAAGAGUUCACCAUUACAGUGAGAUGGAGACAAACAACCGAACGACCACAGCUCAUUCACUGACUGCCAGAGCAACGUGGAAUGAAUCUUGAUCUUACUGAUUGUGCUUCUUUUUAACUGCUGGGUGAUCUCUGUUACUACCAUGGAUGUAAACAAACACUGAUGUGAAUUUAUUUCUGAAAAUCUUGAACUACGUAAUUUUCCCGAGGAUUAGGUCGAGUACGUUGACGAACUGAGUAGGUAAAAUACCAAAUUACAUUGGGCUGAUUAGAGUAAUUUACAUUAUGAGAUGCUGCUUUUUGUUUUAAUCAUGACUGAAGAGAGUCUAUAUGUUUUUCACUGUGACAAAAUAAUGGCAGUUUUUUUAUGUCUGUAGCCAAAGAAUCACACUGAGCUUCACCACUGUGAAUCAAAUAUUUAAUCAAAUAAAGCUUGUGGACUACCUCAAUCAAUCAAAUAUCUGAUCACUGUAAUGAUUCCAAUAAACCAAGAUGUGUGAGGAGCCAAUGAGGGGCACGUGUUUACUUUGUAGUCUGAAAUGACCACCCUUCAAAAUAAAAGUUGUCAAA